Arabidopsis lyrata subsp. lyrata is the source of this 3059-nucleotide messenger RNA. RefSeq names its product pentatricopeptide repeat-containing protein At2g31400, chloroplastic. The transcript is spliced from 4 exons. Lineage: Eukaryota; Viridiplantae; Streptophyta; Magnoliopsida; Brassicales; Brassicaceae. Gene Ontology annotation, cellular component: chloroplast. The record is from RefSeq and is a predicted model, not a curated record. The coding region runs from base 125 to 2917 and encodes 930 amino acids. Gene Ontology annotation, molecular function: protein binding.
AUCAUCUCUCUCUAUCUAUCGGCUCCAAAAAGUUUUGAGUCUUUACGAAUUCCAAAGAAGCAUGAAAAACCCUAUCCUUAUGUAGCUCUUUCGAUUUUCGUAAUCGCCAAAACUCUUCCUUUCAAUGGCGUCAACGCCGCCUCACUGGGUUACCACCACCAACAACCACCGUCCAUGGCUUCCACAGCGUCCUCGUCCCGGUCGCGCCGUUACCUCAGCUCCUCCCUCUUCUACAGCCUCUGUUUCUGCCGUCGCCUCUGUUUCUUCAGCUCAUCUGUCACAGACUACUCCAAAUUUCUCUCCUUUGCAAACCCCCAAAUCAGAUUUCUCCGGUCGUCAAUCUACCCGAUUCGUCUCCACCACCACCAAUAACCAUCGUCAGACCAGGCAAAACCCAAACUACAAUCACCGUCCGUAUGGUGUAUCUUCGUCUCCUCGUGGCUCAGCUCCUCCGCCUUCAUCUGUAGCUACUGUAGCUCCAGCUCAACUAUCACAGACUCCUAACUUUUCGCCUCUCCAAACCCCAAAAUCCGAUCUUUCAUCGGAUUUCUCGGGUCGACGAUCGACUAGAUUCGUCUCCAAGAUGCAUUUCGGGCGACCUAAGACUACAAUGGCCACUCGACAUAGCUCUGCUGCUGAAGAUGCACUUCAAAACGCUAUCGAUUUCUCUGGAGACGAUGAGAUGUUCCAUAGUCUAAUGUUGAGCUUCGAGUCAAAGCUGUGUGGCUCUGACGACUGUACCUAUAUAAUCCGUGAGUUAGGGAAUCGUGGUGAGUGCGAUAAAGCUGUUGGCUUUUAUGAGUUUGCGGUUAAACGAGAGAGGAGAAAGAACGAGCAGGGGAAGUUAGCUAGUGCUAUGAUAAGUACUCUCGGUAGAUAUGGCAAAGUAACCAUUGCUAAGAGGAUUUUUGAAACUGCUUUCUCUGGUGGAUAUGGAAACACAGUUUACGCCUUCUCGGCUCUUAUAAGUGCUUAUGGGAGAAGUGGGCUCCAUGAGGAAGCCAUUAGUGUCUUCAACUCCAUGAAAGAGUAUGGCUUGAGGCCGAAUUUGGUUACCUACAAUGCUGUGAUUGACGCUUGCGGUAAAGGCGGGAUGGAGUUUAAGCAAGUAGCCAAGUUUUUCGAUGAGAUGCAGAGGAACUGUGUGCAGCCAGAUAGAAUAACUUUCAACUCUUUGCUUGCUGUUUGCAGUAGAGGAGGGUUGUGGGAAGCAGCAAGGAAUCUGUUUGAUGAGAUGUCGAAUAGAAGGAUUGAGCAAGAUGUCUUUUCUUAUAAUACUCUUUUGGAUGCAAUUUGCAAAGGUGGGCAGAUGGACCUUGCUUUCGAAAUCCUCGCUCAGAUGCCAGCUAAGAGAAUCAUGCCUAAUGUUGUAAGUUAUAGCACAGUUAUUGAUGGGUUUGCAAAAGCCGGAAGAUUUGAUGAAGCUCUUAACUUGUUUGGUGAGAUGAGAUAUCUUAAUAUUGCAUUGGAUAGAGUUUCUUACAAUACAUUGCUUUCGAUCUAUACUAAAGUUGGUAGAUCUGAAGAAGCUUUGGAUAUUCUGAGAGAAAUGGCAUCUGUUGGGAUUAAGAAGGAUGUUGUGACUUAUAAUGCUCUUCUUGGUGGAUAUGGGAAACAAGGGAAAUAUGAUGAAGUGAAAAAAGUUUUCGCUGAGAUGAAGCGAGAGCAUGUGUUGCCUAACUUACUGACUUAUUCAACGUUGAUCGAUGGGUACUCGAAAGGAGGUUUGUAUAAAGAGGCAAUGGAGGUAUUUAGGGAGUUUAAGAGUGCCGGAUUAAGAGCUGAUGUUGUUUUGUACAGUGCAUUGAUUGAUGCAUUGUGCAAGAAUGGGUUGGUGGGUUCUGCUGUUUCUUUGAUCGAUGAGAUGACAAAGGAAGGGAUUAGUCCUAAUGUUGUAACUUAUAAUUCCAUAAUCGAUGCCUUUGGUCGUUCUGCAACAAUGGAGAGAUCAGCUGAUUAUAGCAAUGGUGGAGCCAAUGACUUAGAAGUUGGAUCUUUGCCUUUCUCUUCUUCUGCUCUGAGUGAAUUGACUGAAACAGAGGGUAAUCGGGUAAUACAGUUAUUUGGGCAGUUAACAUCUGAGGGUAAUAACCGCAUGACGAAAGAUUGUAAGGAGGGUAUGCAGGAGCUCUCCUGUAUAUUGGAAGUUUUCCGCAAAAUGCAUCAGCUGGAAAUUAAACCAAAUGUUGUAACCUUUUCAGCGAUUCUGAAUGCUUGCAGUCGGUGUAACUCAUUUGAAGAUGCAUCAAUGCUGCUAGAGGAGCUCAGGCUGUUUGAUAAUAAGGUAUAUGGUGUUGUUCAUGGACUUCUCAUGGGUCAGAGAGAGAAUGUAUGGCUCCAAGCGCAGAGCUUAUUUGACAAAGUAAAUGAAAUGGACGGUUCAACUGCUUCUGCCUUCUACAAUGCUCUAACCGACAUGCUUUGGCACUUUGGUCAGAAACGAGGUGCAGAACUGGUAGCACUUGAGGGAAGAUCUAGGCAAGUUUGGGAGAACGUGUGGUCUGAUUCUUGCUUGGACUUACACCUCAUGUCUUCUGGAGCUGCACGCGCAAUGGUCCAUGCGUGGCUACUAAACAUACGCUCCAUUGUCUAUGAAGGUCAUGAGUUACCUAAAGUCUUGAGUAUAUUGACUGGCUGGGGGAAACACAGCAAAGUGGUUGGAGACGGAGCACUAAAACGAGCGGUUGAAGUCCUUUUGAGAGGAAUGGACGCACCAUUUCACCUGUCAAAAUGCAACAUGGGACGGUUCACAUCAAGCGGUUCGGUGGUAGCAACUUGGCUGCGUGAAUCAGCUACACUCAAACUCUUAAUCCUCCAUGACCACAUAAGCACCACCAGAGCAACUACAACAAUGAAAUCAACAGACCAACAAGAACGGGAACAGACCUCGCUUACUUUGCAGCCUCUUCUUUUGUAGCUUAGUGUGUGAUGUAAAACAAAUUAUGAUGAUCAUCAAGUGUUUAGGACCAUUUGGUCCUAACAAUGUUUGCUCUGUGCUAAUAUUUUGUAACAAGCAACUCGAUUAAUUAUGUGAAUCAUGAAUCAUAUGUUUAAGCUAA